Capsella rubella is the source of this 602-nucleotide messenger RNA. RefSeq names its product 60S ribosomal protein L36-3. The coding region runs from base 98 to 427 and encodes 109 amino acids. Gene Ontology annotation, biological process: cytoplasmic translation. NCBI's taxonomy places the organism in Eukaryota, Viridiplantae, Streptophyta, Magnoliopsida, Brassicales, Brassicaceae. Gene Ontology annotation, cellular component: ribosome; cytosolic large ribosomal subunit. Gene Ontology annotation, molecular function: structural constituent of ribosome. The transcript is spliced from 4 exons. The record is from RefSeq and is a predicted model, not a curated record.
UAAUAUUUGGAGAAGACUAUAAAUUCGUUUCGUCUCGCACUCUCACAAUCUUCUUCGACUCCAUUGGCGGCGCACUCAGAGAUUCAAAACUCAGAAAAUGGUGGCGACUGGCUUAUUCGUUGGGCUGAACAAAGGACACGUUGUUACAAAGCGAGAGCAACCUCCUCGCCCUAACAACAGAAAAGGGAAAACAAGCAAGAGGACUCUCUUUAUCAGGUCUCUCAUCAGGGAAGUUGCUGGUUUUGCUCCUUAUGAGAAGAGGAUCACUGAGCUUUUGAAGGUCGGUAAAGACAAGAGAGCUCUCAAAGUUGCCAAGCGAAAGUUGGGAACCCACAAGAGAGCCAAGCGAAAGAGAGAGGAGAUGUCUAGUGUUCUCCGCAAGAUGAGGUCUGGUGGCGGUGCUGCUGCAACUGAGAAGAAGAAAUGAUGCAGUGACUCUCUCGGCUUCAACGUUCUGUUUCUUCGAAAAAACCAGUUUUUUAUUUUUAGAAAUUUUGCCUAAUGUUUCUUUGGAUAAUUUUGUAGCAAAGAUGAUUAAAUGUUGAAACGAAAACUAUUAUGGGUGGAUCCAUUUGUCUUCUGGUUAACCAUGUUUUGUCUAA